Ctenocephalides felis (cat flea) is the source of this 1398-nucleotide messenger RNA. RefSeq names its product inward rectifier potassium channel 2-like. Lineage: Eukaryota; Metazoa; Arthropoda; Insecta; Siphonaptera; Pulicidae. The record is from RefSeq and is a predicted model, not a curated record. Gene Ontology annotation, cellular component: plasma membrane. Gene Ontology annotation, molecular function: inward rectifier potassium channel activity. The transcript has 9 exons. The coding region runs from base 1 to 1398 and encodes 465 amino acids. Gene Ontology annotation, biological process: potassium ion import across plasma membrane; regulation of monoatomic ion transmembrane transport.
AUGGAUAAUAGUAAUUUAGAAGACAUCAGCAGAAACCACCAGUCAGGAUUAAUUCUUCCAGUGGAAAUUGAAGUGACUAGAAAUCCUAGAUGCAGACGUGUCCGAUCAGCAGAAACGAAUGGUGUUCGAACCAGAAGAAAAGUCAGGGCGGUGGACAAAGCUGGUCACUACAAUGUCACCAUUCACCACGUGGCACAUAAAUCCCUCACUUUCAUGAAAGAUAUUUUCAACACAUUGGUAGAUGGUCAAUGGCGUUACACCUUGACAGUAUUCGCCCUGAGUUUUUUCCUGUGCUGGACAGGAUUUGCUCUUUUAUGGUGGCUGGUGGCAGCGGCACAUGGUGACCUAAAUCUUGACGAGAAUGGACAACGACUGGAUGGAAAAAGUAGACCUUGUGUUGAAGGAACGACGAAUUUUGCUGGGUUUUUAUUAUUGAGUAUAGAGACUCAGGUAUCAAUCGGUUACGGUCUCCGUUACCCAAACGAAGAAUGUCCAGAAGCAAUAUUUCUACUGGUGAUGCAGGUGGUUGCUGGAAUUGGAAUCCAAGGCGCAAUGGUUGGAAUUAUUUACGCAAAAAUGAUCAGGCCCUCUAAACGACUGACGGAAGUCAUUUUUAGCAAAAUAGCUGUGAUUUGCCAAAGGGAUGGUCACCUUUGUCUGAUGUUUCGCGUUUGUGAUCCUAGGUACACUCAUAUAAUUUGUUCUGAUAUCAAAGCAUAUUUAUUGGAAAACAAGUUGACACCAGAAGGUGAAAGAUUGAAAUCUUAUCAAUCACCACUUCGACUGGAAUCUGAUGGUCAUCUCUUGUUAUUGUGGCCAGUUGCAGUGGUCCAUGUGAUAGAUGAAGACAGUCCUUUUUAUGAUCUGUCGGCGAAAGAUUUGCUCGAGAAAAAGUUUGAAGUAAUCGUAACCUUUUCUGGAAGUUCAAGUGCCACAGGGCAAUUGACACAGUCCCGAACAUCCUAUCUGCCAAGAGAAAUUUUGUGGGGACAUCGAUUCCAAAACUUAUUAAGGUUUGACGAAGGACUCCAAUGUUAUGUAGCUGAUUGCGAACUCCUCAACAGGACUUAUGCUUUUGAUACACCACUUUGUAGUGCAAAACGCUUAGAUGAAGUUAUGCAAGAAGUAAACGAUUUUGAAGCACAUUAUAAAUCACAGGAGUACGUCGAUGUAGAACAUUCAAAUUCACAGGAUAUAAGCAAUAAUACUGACAACACGGGAGGAUUUUCACCUUUGGAUCCUUUGAUGGAAGACGAAGUUGAAGAAAAUAUAUUCGAUUAUUUUGAAAAUAGUAUUGUAGAUAUAGAGAGAAGAAAUUCUUCAGAUUCUUAUAGCUCUGAUGAAUUUAUUAUAGGUCAUACCAGAUAUAAAGAUGGUUUGAAACAUACUAUUGUAUGA